CGAUGGCCUGGUUCGCCCCCCCGCCUGGGGGGCCCGGCGCCCGCCGCUCACUGCCUGGGGGGUGACCCGCUCCGGCUGACGCCACGCCUGGACGUCUCCGCCCUGGGGGCCCGAAUGCCGCCGCUCCGCCCGGGGGCCACGCGUGCCUGCUGCUCCGCGGCCCGGGGGCCCGCUGCCUGCUGCUUCCUGCCCCGGGGGCCCGCUGCCUGCUUGCUUCCGCCCGGGGGCCCGGUGCCUGCUGCUCCCGCCCGGUGGGCCCGCUGCCUGCUGCUUGCUACUCGCCCUGGUAAUUCCGAUGUGCCUCUGCCCGGGAGUCCGGCCCGACAUGACGCC
Messenger RNA from Staurois parvus, 333 nucleotides. The record is from the annotation of a GenBank genome assembly. NCBI's taxonomy places the organism in Eukaryota, Metazoa, Chordata, Amphibia, Anura, Ranidae.